Molecule: messenger RNA, 840 nt
Organism: Hyphopichia burtonii NRRL Y-1933
Lineage: Eukaryota; Fungi; Ascomycota; Pichiomycetes; Serinales; Debaryomycetaceae
Product: anaphase promoting complex subunit 11
Exons: 1
Coding region: 6-419 (137 amino acids)
Biological process (GO): anaphase-promoting complex-dependent catabolic process; protein ubiquitination; positive regulation of mitotic metaphase/anaphase transition
Cellular component (GO): nucleus; anaphase-promoting complex
Molecular function (GO): ubiquitin protein ligase activity; cullin family protein binding; zinc ion binding
Source: RefSeq, a predicted model, not a curated record
UUUCAAUGAAAGUGAAUAUUACAGAGUGGCACGCUGUGAGUACAUGGCAUUGGAAACUCACGAAAGACGGUGAAGAGGAAACUGGAUACGUUGACGAACUCUGUGGUAUAUGUCGUGUUGCAUUUGAUGGUACCUGUCCAAAUUGUAAAUACCCAGGGGAAGAAUGUCCCCUUGUUUUAGGGGGAGGAUGUUCACAUAACUUCCAUCUUCAUUGCAUCUUGAAGUGGUUAGAACAGGAUACCUCCAAAGGAUUGUGUCCUAUGUGCAGACAGGUGUUUACACCUUCAAAUGAAAAGGCACCUGCUUUCAUGGAAUUGCAGAGCUUGAUUGAUGGUCAUAGAGUUAUGAGAGAAAGAAUACAAACAGAGGGAGAACAGGACUUUGAAGUGUUGGAUGAUCAGGCCGAAAUGGAGAGCUGAUAUUGUGUCUAAGGCAUGUAAGAAUCGAUUCAAGUAAGGAAAUAUCUAGAUCCAGAAGAAAUCAAAAAGCUUAUAUUCCGCACGCAGUGCUUUCUUGGCUGGCUAAUUACAGUUCGACGAAGCUAUAUCUAAGUCAGAAACACAACGAAAAAGCCAAACUAUAUCCAUGCCAGAAACAAAACGAAGAGGCCAAACUAAGCUAAACAAAUAAAACAAACAAGCUCAACGGGUAAGACAAACAAGCUAAACAAAUAAAACAAGCAAGUUAAACAAAUGAGCUAAAUUUGAUUAAGCAGACUUGAAAAUACACUUCCACCGAUUAAAUGGGGUUCCGAUUAAACCAAAGCUUAGGAAGAUCAGGUAUAAGAAAUCAGAUCAAAGGAUUUAUAUAGAUUGUAUAUUAAUUUUAAUUAUUAAGUUG